Rhea pennata is the source of this 3620-nucleotide messenger RNA. RefSeq names its product protein tyrosine phosphatase non-receptor type 1 (gene PTPN1). The coding region runs from base 7 to 1410 and encodes 467 amino acids. Gene Ontology annotation, molecular function: non-membrane spanning protein tyrosine phosphatase activity; protein kinase binding. Lineage: Eukaryota; Metazoa; Chordata; Aves; Rheiformes; Rheidae. The transcript is spliced from 9 exons. Gene Ontology annotation, cellular component: cytoplasm; early endosome; endoplasmic reticulum. Gene Ontology annotation, biological process: negative regulation of PERK-mediated unfolded protein response; peptidyl-tyrosine dephosphorylation; negative regulation of ERK1 and ERK2 cascade. The record is from RefSeq and is a predicted model, not a curated record.
GGUGACAUGCAGAGCAGGCAGGCGCGGCCUCGGGAGCAGCUGGCGCCGGAGCCGCCGGAGCAGCGGGCGGCGGCGGGCCAGGCCUGGCGCGGCGUCCCCGCCAUGGAGAUCGAGAAGGAGUUCCACCGGCUCGACCAGGCCGCCAGCUGGGCCGCCAUCUACCAGGACAUCAGGCAUGAAGCCAGUGACUUUCCAUGUAAAGUGGCAAAACAUCCCAGAAACAAAAACAGAAACAGGUACAGAGAUGUCAGCCCCUUUGAUCACAGUCGAAUUAAGCUAAACCAAGGUGAAAAUGACUAUAUCAAUGCCAGUUUGAUAAAAAUGGAAGAGGCCCAAAGGAGCUACAUCCUUACCCAGGGUCCUUUGCCAAAUACUUGUGGUCACUUCUGGGAGAUGGUUUGGGAACAGAAAAGCCGUGGUGUUGUCAUGUUGAACAGAGUGAUGGAAAAGGGAUCAAUAAAGUGUGCACAGUACUGGCCACAGAAGGAAGAGAAAGAAAUGUUUUUUGAAGAUACAAACUUGAAACUAACCUUGAUAUCUGAAGACAUAAAAUCAUAUUACACAGUACGACAGCUAGAAUUGGAAAACCUUACAACACAAGAAACUAGAGAGAUUCUGCACUUUCAUUAUACUACAUGGCCUGACUUUGGAGUCCCAGAGUCACCUGCUUCAUUCCUCAAUUUCCUGUUCAAAGUGAGAGAGUCUGGGUCACUUAGCCCUGAGUAUGGACCUGUUGUCGUGCACUGCAGUGCAGGAAUUGGGAGAUCAGGAACUUUUUGUUUGGUUGAUACAUGUCUUCUACUGAUGGACAAAAGGAAAGAUCCUUCUUCAGUGGAUGUUAAGCAGGUUCUUCUAGAAAUGAGGAAGUACAGAAUGGGCCUUAUACAGACAGCAGAUCAGCUUCGUUUCUCUUAUUUAGCUGUUAUUGAAGGGGCAAAAUUCAUUAUGGGAGAUGCCUCAGUGCAAGAACAGUGGAAAGAGCUCUCCAAUGAAGACCUGGACCCACUACCUGAACAUACACCACCACCUCCCAGACCACCAAAGCGAACCUCAGAAAUGCACAAUGGAAGGAUGCAUGAACACACAGAAUUUUUUCCUAAGCAUCAAGUGGUAGAGGAAGAGAUUAGACGCUCAGUCAGCACUGUGGAAGAGAUGGCUCCAGAUGGCCGAGCUUGUACAUCUGUGCCACUGAUCACAGACAGCAUUAGUCAAGACACUGAAAUUCGGAGGAGAACUGUUGGUGAAAAUCUGCAUCUCUCGCCCCACAAGGAAGAGUCAAUGAAGUCAGAAAACUUGGAAGAGGAUGAUGAGAAUGUGAUGACAACUUGGAAGCCGUUUCUAGUGAAUAUAUGCGUGUUCACUUGCCUCACGGCAGGAGCUUAUUUCUGUUACAGGGUAUGUUUUCAUUGAUGGACAUGCCAGCAAGAUUGAGCCUGCAGAAAACACCAACAAUUUGAUCGGUUUGUAAUAAGCUUCUGUGAAAGAAAACUAACUGAGGCAUGUGAGCCUUGUCUCAGUGGAAAUAGAUCUUAGGUUGAAACGCUGGAACUUUGGUUAGGGCUUAAAGAGAGAAUUAAUGCACUAGGGUUUAAUCUAGCCCUGUGGUCCCAAGAACAUAAUAUUCUAAUCUCAGGGCCUUAAAAUAUUCAGGAGUAAGCAGAAAAAAUGCCAAAUAGUCUUGUUUUUCUUUUGUUAUUUUUUCCUUUGUUUUUUAAACUAAAUAAUAGAAUUACAACACAUUGUUGUUUUUAGCCUUUUUUAAAAAGCCAGUUCUUUUUCUUUUGUGUUUCAGAAAAACUAGGCACAAGUGAAACUUGCUUGUACUCUCCAGGUGUUGUAACCAAAUACAUGACUUAUACUGAUGAGUUCCCAAAAAGGAAAGAGAAACCCACAUAUCUGAAGAAUGUAAACUUUUUGGAAGGGGAGGGCUUUACUUUUUCUACUUUCGUUUGUUUGCUUCAUCUGUUAAAGACUGAGUUGUGGGCAGUGCCUGUGGUAUUGGUAUAUUUAAUCUUGGCAUAACUGUUCUUAAAGAGCUUAUUGUUUUACAUGUGUUUAUAGAAACAGGCUUCUGCAUUUGCUCAGGGUAUCCCAACACGUCAAGCUUUUUCUUCUUUUUUUUUUUUUUUUUUUUUUUUAAGAAUAUCUCUUCAUUGACUUUCGUUGCACUCUACUUGCACAUAUGCCUAUUUACAUUGUACCAUCCUUUGUAAAGCUGUUUUUACCUUUGUAUUCUGGGUUAGGUCAGGGUGAAGGGAGGGAGAGAAACAGGAAGGGAAAUUCAACCAAAAGAUGUCCACCAGCAUUUUACAGCUGUUCAGUUGGCAUUUAUAAGGACCAGUUCUUAAACCUCAUCAUUUGGAAUGUAAAAUACAGUUUCACUCUAAAUCUGCUCUCUGCAAAAUAACGUGCUUUCUGCAAGGGAUGGAGUGGUAAAGUACUCAGUAUUGCGGGUAAUAAUCAGGAAAACAUUUCAAUAAAUCCAGAGCAAUUAAUGCUGUGGCAGCUUCCUUGACAUAGAAAGACGACAUACUGGACUCUGAACAUAGCAGUUGGCUUAUGAUGCAAGCAUUUGUGUGUUCUGCUUUCUUUAAAGCAAACAUUUAAAAUACUGGCUUUGAUUUGGCUUGAAGAUACACUCUUCAGUAAUUAUUGGACACGGUGGUGCAAGCGGCUAAGCCUUGCACCUCUGCAGACAGGGUUGUUGAUGUUGUAGCAUAACUUAAGGGGUAUGAGUGUUUUUUGUCCUAAUUCAUGCUCUAUACCACACCGCAUCUAAAUUGUUUCACUUCAGUGGGCCUGUUAAGCAGGCCCAGGACUUGAAUAAUGUAAAGUGCUUGUAAAUAAGGAUUUGGGUGCAUUGGUAGAACUGUGACUGGAAGUCUGCAUUGCACUAAGCCUUCCUAGUCAAUGCUCUUCCUCUCAUUAGUACCAGAUUAUAUAGCUUAAACAGUAACAGCAAAGAUUUUUUUGCUCAUGUCAUGGGGAUAGGAGCAAACUCACUACUGAAAGUUGUAGUAAUUGCAACUAAACCCUGACAAUUGAUUUGCAACAGUGUUACUAAUCAUUUUUUUUUAUCUUUUAAAUACAUUAUAGAUUUAUAGCACUUAACCACCAUUCUCAGUACAAACAUUGUUAUGGAGUAUCUUGCAUAAGUUUUCCACUCCAUAUUUAUUUUUGCAAAGCUGUCUGUAGGUGUAGCUCUUUUCCUUCAAUGAAUAGGAUGGUGACUUGGGAGGGUGGGGGGGGGUUACUUCUAUUUUGUAUUUUGUUAAGCUUGCAUCAAGGGCUUCUCAAAUGAACAAUAAUAAAUCCUCAGGUAGUACUGGGAAUUAAUACUUUACCUGUGAGACUGUUGGUCAGACCAGUACUUGAAAGGAGGAAUGUUGUAAUUGGUCAAUAUUUAGUAAUAUUAUUGGAAACAUGAAAAAUGAGUAUAGAAAAAUGGUAAUAUAUAAUGGCUCAUCUGUGUAUUUAAGAUACAGUAUGUGAUUGCUUUGUCCCCACUAUUCUCUCCAUCAUCUGGUAGAAUAUUGUUCUAAGGCAACAUUUGUGCCCCAUUUGUAUUAAAAUGCAUGUAAAGUCUUCUAGUGUCCUGAUUAAAUACCAUGUGCUUGAAA